AUGAAGGUCAUCUCUCUCCUCGCCCUUGCCGGAUCUGCUGCUGCCUUUGCUCCCACUGCCCAACAAGGCCGUGCUUCCACUUCGGUCGCCGCUUUCGAGAAGGAAGUUGGUGUCACUGCUCCUUUGGGAUUGUGGGAUCCUUUGAAGCUCAUUCAAGACGGAAACCAAGAAAAGUUUGACGCCCUUCGCGAGCGUGAACUCAAGCACGGGCGUGUUUCCAUGCUUGCCGUCGUCGGUUACUUGACCACUGCCGCCGGAAUCCGUUUCCCCGGUGCCGAGAAUAUCCCCGAUGGUCUUGCCUCUUGGCAAGCACUUUUGGACACUCGCGAUGGCCAAAACGUCCUCAUGCAAAUGUUGGCCUUCUUUGCCGUGGCCGAGAUUGUCAACCGUGACGCCGAUUGGCUCGACAACAAGGCCGAAUUCGUCGGUGACUACCGCAACGGUGCCCUUGACUUUGGAUGGGACAAGUUGGACGAAGCCACCAAGUUGCGAAAGCGUACCAUUGAAUUGAACCAAGGUCGUGCCGCCAUGAUGGGAAUCUGGGGACUUGUUACCCACGAAGUUAUGGGAAACUCCAUCCUUCCAGGAGGUUACCUUCCAGGACAUUAA
Molecule: messenger RNA, 609 nt
Organism: Cylindrotheca closterium
Lineage: Eukaryota; Bacillariophyta; Bacillariophyceae; Bacillariales; Bacillariaceae
Source: the annotation of a GenBank genome assembly